CUCUCGUGUGCAUGGAAGUUGAGUAGUUCCGUGAGAUUGUUUGAUUAUUAAAAAUAAAGUGGCACCAAUAUGUUAAUUGAACCAAAACUAACAAAUACCUCGCCGGAUUUCGCCAAGCCGGCUUGCAAGCAAAAUCCACUUUUGCAAGUGCUUGGAAAGCCACAUGUUGAUUCAUUCAACUACAUGCUGGAGGAAGGACUCUCGGGGACAAUCAAGAACUUGACUCCCGUUUAUUUGACGUUACCCAGUGGAGACAAGAUCGAGCUGAAAUUUGAACAUGUUAGCAUUUCUCGUCCAGCUGUCCCUAGUGGCACUAUUGGUGUGUCUAAUUCAAAAAUCCUCCCCACGGAGUGUCGUCAGAGAGCCGUCACUUACAAAGGUAGGAUCAAUGCCAAAAUCGCCUGGUCCAUCAAUGGUAGAAAGCAAGAAACUCUGGAACGCUGUUUGGGAGAAAUACCAAUCAUGGUCAAGUCCAACAGAUGUCAUCUACAAAAUCUGAGCCCUGCACAAUUGAUCAAAGUAAAAGAACAUGAGCAAGAGUGGGGUGGAUACUUUAUUAUCAAAGGAUAUGAACGUCUUAUAAGAAUGCUGCUGAUGAUUAGAAGAAAUUAUCCCAUAGCUAUUAAAAGAUCUACAUGGAAGCAAAGAGGAAAAUAUUUUAGUGACAUGGGUAUUUUAUUGAGAUCUGUCACAGAUGAUUGUACUUCCAUGACUAAUACAUUACACUACUUAACUGAUGGCUCAGUAAAAGUAAUGUUCACCUAUAGAAAACAGUUGUUUCACAUACCUUUGAUUUUAGUAUUAAAGUGUUUGAUGAAUGCAUCUGAUAAAUUCAUUUACAAUGCCUUGACUGCCGAUUGUGACCAUGAUGUUUAUUACAAAAAUUGUGUUCUGAACAUGUUGAGAACUAUUCAUUCUGACGAUUUGAACUUGCACACUCACGAACAGUGCAAAUUAUUUAUUGGAAAAAUGUUUCGGAUAAAAUUUUACGAACUUCCUCCAACUUGUACAGAUACAGAAGUUUGCGAUUUCAUAUUGAAGCAGUGCAUAGCCAUUCAUCUCGAUGACCCUUUAGAUAAAUUUAAUCUUUUCUGCUUUAUGACUAAAAAGUUAUUUGCAUUAAUUAGUGGUAAAUGCAUUGUGGAAGGAGUGGAUUCUGUUAUGAUGCAAGAGUGUUUGCUUGGUGGUCAUCUAUAUUUACAGGUCAUUAAAGAAAAAUUGUAUUCAUGGCUCAUGGUGUUGAGAUCGAAUAUUUCGAAACGUUCUAAUAACGUAGGCAACAGUUUUACUUUGAAUACCCAGGAAAUGCAAAAUAUGCUCAAAUAUUGCGGUACUUUUGAUUCGCAAAUGGAAAAUUUUUUAUCUACUGGCAAUAUCAGAUCUCAAAGUGGCUUGGGCCUUCUGCAACAUUCGGGCUUGACUAUUGUCGCUGAAAACAUUAAUAGAACACGAUACAUGUCUCACUUUAGAGCAGUUCAUAGGGGUUCUUUCUUCCAACAGAUGAGAACAACAGAAGCCAGACAAUUGCUACCCGAUGCUUGGGGUUUUAUUUGCCCAGUACACACUCCAGAUGGUACUCCAUGUGGUCUUCUUAAUCACUUGACAAUGAACUGCACCAUUACCGAACAUCCUGAUCCAAAAUUGAAGAACGCUGUUCCUAAUGUUUUACUAACAUUAGGGAUGCUUUCCUUAUCAACUGUUGAUGACUGGAAAAAUUCCUACACUGUUCAUUUAGAUGGUAAAAUUAUAGGUUUAAUAGAGGAUAAUAUUGUUGACAGAGUUGUUGACAAGUUACGUAUUUUAAAAACCAAUGAGGAGGUCCCACCAACAAUGGAAAUAGUUUUUGUGCCCAAAAAAAAUGUUGCACUUCAGUAUCCCGGCAUUUUUCUUUUCACAAAUUCAGCUCGGAUGAUGAGACCCGUAAAAAAUUUGCUAGUCAAUAAAACGGAAUUGAUAGGUACCUUUGAACAAGUGUAUUUAAACAUUUGUGUUACAGCUGAAGAAGCAUACGAAGGCCUGACCACUCAUCAAGAGCUUUCCAAAACGGCUUUCCUCAGUAACUUGGCUUCUCUAACUCCUUUGUCAGAUUACAAUCAAAGUCCAAGAAAUAUGUAUCAAUGUCAGAUGGUGAAACAAACGAUGGGUACUCCAUGUCUCACAUGGCAGCAACAAACAGAAACGAAAGCAUACAGAUUACAAACUCCAUCAACGCCCUUGUUCAGACCCGUUCAUUAUGAUCAUAUUAAUCUUGAUGAAUUUCCUGUUGGUACAAACGCCAUUGUCGCUGUAAUUUCGUAUACUGGCUAUGACAUGGAAGAUGCUAUGAUCAUAAACAAAGCCGCGUAUGAGCGAGGUUUUGCGCAUGGUAUGAUUUACAAGUCAGAAUUCAUAGAAUUAAAAGAACAAGGGGACUAUUUUGCUAAGGAUCCUCAGAAUUCGGUCAUCGGAGAUAAACUGGAUUCUGAUGGAUUACCAAAUCCGGGCUCAAUCAUUAAAUUUGGAGAUCCUUUCUAUUGUUUCUUCGACGGAGACCAAAAGACAUUUGUAUUGAAAAAAUAUUCUGGAAAAGAAGACAUGUUUGUAGAUAACGUAAAACUUUGCGGGACUUUACACCAAAGUGUCAAUCGAAAAGCCUGUAUCACAUAUCGAAUUUCUCGUAAUCCGAAUGUUGGCGAUAAGUUUGCCUCUCGUGCUGGCCAAAAAGGUAUUUGCUCACAAAAGUGGCCUGCAGAAGAUUUGCCCUUUACGGAAACUGGUCUCGUACCAGAUAUUAUAUUCAAUCCUCACGGUUUUCCGAGUCGAAUGACAAUUGCUAUGAUGAUCGAAGUCAUGGCUGGUAAAUCGGCUGCAGUCCACGGUUUAGUUCACGAUGCAACGCCGUUUAGAUUUUCUGAAAAUGAUACUGCUGUUGAGUACUUUGGAAAAUUACUUGAACAGGGUGGCUACAACUACUAUGGAACUGAAAGACUGUACUCUGGCAUAGAUGGUCAUGAAAUGAAAGCCGACAUCUUUUUUGGUAUUGUAUAUUAUCAAAGGCUUCGACAUAUGGUCUCAGACAAGUGGCAGGUAAGAAGUACCGGGCCUUCUGACAUUUUGACCAAACAACCUAUUAAAGGAAGACGAAGAGGAGGUGGUGUCAGAUUCGGUGAAAUGGAGCGUGAUUCAUUAAUAUCGCAUGGUUGCUCUUUUCUUCUUCAAGAUCGAUUAUUUCAUUGUUCAGAUAAAACAUUGUUACUGGUUUGCAAACAAUGUGGGACUUUAAUUGGACCCGUAAUGGAAGUCGUAAUGAGUAAAGCAGGUGCAGGAGAAAAAAAGAUGAGGUGUCGGUUGUGUGGAGAUGACGGCAAAAUUGGCGAAAUUGAAAUGCCCUACAUUUUUAAAUAUCUCGUUACGCAGCUAACUUCGUGUAAUAUUAAUGUGAAAAUAACUUUCACCGAAAAAUAAUUUUUUUUAAUUUGUGCUAAUUUUCAAUACAUACUUCAUAGGUGAUGAAUGUAUAUACUACUUUGUACAUAAAAGAUUUUGGAGAUUUUUAAUUUAAAACUGUUUUGAUAUAAUAUUUCUUUUUUAUUUAUUAGAAUUGGACAUAAACUUUCAUUUUCGAAAUAACAAUUGAAUAUUAUAUUACAUAUUUUUUAUCGUUUGCAUGAAUAGUUAGGAAUUUUCAUAUGCCCACAUAAUGUGUACUGCAUUCCAAGUGAAAUGAAGAUUAUGUACACAAUUAUUUAAGCUUAGUUGAUUUUUUUCUACACUAGAUAUCUUAACAGCAAUUAAAAAUAAUACUUUUAACUUUUUUGAAAUUGAAUGAAAUUUUUUUGCCGUACAUGUAUAAUUUUUUGUAACUUUUGAUUAUCGAAGUUAUUUAUACAUAUCUAUACAUACAAUAUAAUGCAAUAGUUAUUAUACGAAAAUAGUUACAGAUUUUUAAAACUUUUUGAUCAAAAAGUAAAUUUCAUAUUGAAAACAACAUUUUAAAAUCAACAA
Messenger RNA from Copidosoma floridanum, 3984 nucleotides. It is a transcript of the gene RpI135, whose product is annotated as RNA polymerase I subunit Rpl135. Gene Ontology annotation, biological process: DNA-templated transcription. Gene Ontology annotation, molecular function: DNA binding; ribonucleoside binding; DNA-directed RNA polymerase activity. The record is from RefSeq and is a predicted model, not a curated record. NCBI's taxonomy places the organism in Eukaryota, Metazoa, Arthropoda, Insecta, Hymenoptera, Encyrtidae. Gene Ontology annotation, cellular component: nucleus.